UAAUACAUCAAGCUAGCAGGACAGAGAGAGAGAGAGAGACAGAGAGAGAUCAGCAGGAAGAUAUGUUUGAAGCGUCAGCGUCAGCAAUAAUGGUGGCCACAUUAUUGAUCACCGUAACGGUAACAGUGAUUAGAUGGGGAUGGAAGAUGGUAAAGUGGGUGUGGCUGAACCCUAGGAGGCUGGAUAGAGAGCUCAGAAAGCAAGGCCUUAAAGCCAAUCCUUAUAGAUUAUGGAUCGGUGACUUGCAGGAAAUGGUUAAGAUGCAACAAGAAGUCACAUCCACACCCAUGGCUUCUCAUUCCCACGAUCUACCUCCCUAUGUCGCCUCUUUUGUCCACAACUUGGUCGACAAAUACGGUAAGAAUUCAUAUAUGUGGUUUGGAACGAGGCCGAGGGUGAUCCUGAUGGAUGCAGAGCAAGUAAAGGAGGUGCUUAACAGAAGCUAUGACUUCCCCAAGCCUGAAGCAAUUCCUAUUGCUAAGUAUAUAGCCACAGGUGUUGCAAACUAUGAGGAUCACAAGUGGGCUAAGCAUAGAAAGAUCAUCAAUCCUGCAUUCCAUUUGGAGCAGUUGAAGGCCCUGAUCCCAAGCUUUUCCCAAAGCUGCAAUGACAUGAUAAGGAAAUGGGAAAAAAUGUUGUGUUCUUCAUCAGAUGGAACAUGUGAAAUGGAUGUACGGCCCUGGUUAAAGAAUUUCACGGAGGAUGCUAUUUCUCGAACAGCAUUUGGAAGUAGCUAUGAAGAAGGUAGAAAAAUCUUCGAACUUCUCUCGGAGCAAGGUGAUCUGUUAAUGAAGAAUGUAAUCAUAUAUCACAGCCCAUUGUGGAGUGUGAUACACGCUAAGGACAAAAGGAGGAUGAAGGAAAUUGAUAGAAUGGUGAAAUCUUCUCUGAUGGGUAUCAUCGAGAAGAAGGAGAAAGCAAUAAAGGCAGGUGAAGACCCCAAGAGUGACCUUCUAGGCCUACUUUUAGAGUCCAAUCGCAAGAACGUUCUAGAACAAGGAAACAAGAACAGCGUUGGGUUGAGCAUGAAAGAUGUGAUUGAGGAAUGCAAGCUGUUCUAUUUCGCCGGCCAAGAAACCUCUUCGUCUAUGCUUGCUUGGACGAUGAUGCUCUUGGGUAGGUACCCUGACUGGCAAGUACGUGCAAGGGAAGAAGUCCUACGAGUCUUUGGCAACCAAAAUCCAGACCAUGAUGGGUUAAGUCGCCUUAAGAUUUUGACCAUGAUCUUGUACGAGGUUUUGAGGUUAUACCCUCCGGUAGGAUGGUUGACACGAUCUCCUAAAGAGGACAUGAAACUUGGGAAUUUGUUUGUACCAGCUGGAGUAGAACUUCUGCUGCCAAUACUUAUGCUUCACCAUGAGAAAGAAAUUUGGGGGGAUGAUGCUAGUGAGUUCAAACCAGAGAGAUUCUGUGAAGGAAUCUCAAAGGCAGGGAAAGGUGUUUCCGCAGCAUUUUUCCCAUUUGGAUGGGGUCCUCGAAUCUGCAUUGGACUAAACUUUGCUUUGUUAGAGGUCAAGAUGGUUCUGUCACUCAUUCUACAACGCUUCUGGUUUGAGCUUUCCCCAGCAUAUUCUCAUGCCCCUGUCUUCAAUAUUACUAUUCAGCCUCGACAUGGCGUUCAUAUCAUUCUACGUAAAUUAUAGGAAUUCAGAAUUUGCAUGGUGCUUAGAUUAUUAAGCUAGUUCGAGUUAUUUAUGAUGAUAAUAAAUUUGUUUCAUGUUAGUCUCCUUGGCGAGUGAUGCAAAACUAGAAAAGAAUGACAUGGAUAUGGAAUUUAUAUUUA
Messenger RNA from Prosopis cineraria, 1783 nucleotides. RefSeq names its product 11-oxo-beta-amyrin 30-oxidase-like. The record is from RefSeq and is a predicted model, not a curated record. Lineage: Eukaryota; Viridiplantae; Streptophyta; Magnoliopsida; Fabales; Fabaceae. Gene Ontology annotation, molecular function: heme binding; monooxygenase activity; oxidoreductase activity, acting on paired donors, with incorporation or reduction of molecular oxygen. Bases 63 to 1643 code for a protein of 526 amino acids. The transcript is spliced from 5 exons.